Messenger RNA from Rhinolophus ferrumequinum (greater horseshoe bat), 2880 nucleotides. RefSeq names its product deleted in azoospermia like (gene DAZL). Gene Ontology annotation, molecular function: protein binding; mRNA 3'-UTR binding. The record is from RefSeq and is a predicted model, not a curated record. The transcript has 11 exons. Bases 1 to 957 code for a protein of 318 amino acids. Lineage: Eukaryota; Metazoa; Chordata; Mammalia; Chiroptera; Rhinolophidae.
AUGGCGUCGGGCCGGCAGCCACCAGAACACCACAUGGCACCGGCUUUCCGAGGGCCGUGCUUAUUGUCUUUGAGGUCUGCUGCAAAUUCUGAGACUCCGAACUCAACCAUCUCCAGAGAGGCCAGCACCCAGUCCUCAGCAGCUGCGACCAGCCAAGGCUAUGUUUUACCUGAAGGCAAAAUCAUGCCUAACACCAUUUUUGUUGGUGGAAUUGAUGUUAGGAUGGAUGAAACCGAAAUUAAAAGUUUCUUUGCUAGAUAUGGCUCAGUAAAAGAAGUGAAGAUAAUCACAGAUCGAAGUGGUGUGUCCAAAGGCUAUGGAUUUGUUUCCUUUUAUAAUGACGUGGAUGUUCAGAAGAUAGUAGAAUCACAAAUAAAUUUCCAUGGUAAAAAGCUGAAACUGGGCCCUGCUAUCAGAAAACAAAAUUUAUGUGCUUAUCAUAUGCAGCCACGUCCUUUGGUUUUUCAUCCUCCUCCACCACAGUUUCAGAGUGUCUGGAGUAGUCCAAGCACUGAAACUUACAUGCAGCCGCCAACUAUGAUGAAUCCUAUAACUCAGUAUGUUCAGGCAUAUCCUUCUUAUCCGAGUUCACCAGUUCAGGUCAUCACUGGAUAUCAGUUGCCUGUAUAUAAUUAUCAGAUGCCACCACAGUGGUCUGCUGGGGAACAAAGGACUUACGUUGUACCUCCGGCUUAUACAGCUGUUAACUACCACUAUAAUGAAGUUGAUUCAGGAGCUGAAGUUUUGUCAAGUGAAUGCUCAAUUCAUGAAGCUACUCCAUCCUCUGGAAAUGGUCCACAAAAGAAAUCCGUGGACCGAAGCAUACAGACAGUGGUAUCUUGUCUGUUUAAUCCAGAGAGCAGAAUGAGAAACUCUGUUGUUACUCAAGAUGAUUACUACAAGGAUAAAAGAGUCCAUCAUUUUAGGAAAAGUCGGACAGUGCUUAAAUCUGUUUGAUCCUCUCUACUAACUUUCUAGACUCAUGGGAAGAUGCUGGUUUUGAAUAUUAAGAAGAGACAAAGUUUUUCACUAUUAUAGAAAUUUAAUUCUGAAUAUAUUGAUAAAUCACAUUCAUACUAUACAAAUUGUAUUAGAUUGCCUAGUUUUAUUUUACAUUGAAACUGUUUUUCAUUAGAUGUUUGUUUAGAAACUGGUUCUGUGUUGAAUAUAUAGUUGAAAGUAAAAAAAAUAAUUGAGAAUGAAAGGAAUAACUUUUAAGAUUUAUCUGUAAGGAUAUUUUUUUUUUUUAAAAAAUUGAAAUUGACAUUUGAAGAGUUUAAAAACAAAUGCUGAUUUUCAAAAAAUUGUUUUAAAAAACCCACUAUUUUGAAAGGUCAGAAUUUUGAAUACAAGCAUUUCAUUUCUCCAGCAAGUACCUGUGAAUAGUACAAUAUUUACAAUAUUGUGCUUUACAUUUAUGAUUUGUCUAGAAAUUUGUCAAGAAAACCACAAAAGCAGAGUUUUUAAAACUGCAUUUUUAAUCAGUGAAACUCAGUAUAUAGUUAGCUUUAUUGAAGUCUUCCUUACCUAAACCCAGUAAAACCAAUUCUAAACAGUCAAUCAGUGGGUCUUAUGUUUAUUACUUGGAAAUAUUUUAUCUUUUAUCUGGUAUCCAUACAUAGAUAUUUUAUUUGAUUGGGAUGGUAAUUAGGAUAACUAAAAUUCUGGACCUAAUUUUUUAAAAAAUCCAAGACAAACUAAACUUUACUAGGUACGUAAGUUUUUCAGUGAGUUACCAUUCUCUUUUUUUUUUUUAAGAAAAAUUUUUCCUUGAAAUGCUAAACUUAAUGGCUGUAUCUUAAAUUGUGCAAAAUGUUGGUAAUAAAGAAUGCUGAAGCUUUUUUUUAUGUCACUUAAAGGUUAUAAUCAGAGUAUCUGAAAGGAAUUGCUUUUAUAAAAACAUUAAAAUAUUAGUUAUUUGUUAAAAAGCAAAUAGAUUUUUAUUUUUGUUAGUCUAAUGUAUUUUCUUUUUUAAAGUAAAAUGUGUCCAAGAGAGUCAAAGUAGUUUUGGCGUUCUUAAGUCACAAAAGUUGUUUAGUAAGCAUAUCCCAAGAAUAUACUAGAGUCAGAGUUAACAAUCCAUUUCUACAUUAGCUAGUCUCAUUAGACAUCAUGUAGUGUACAAACAACUAGAGCACCAGAACUCUUUUGCUGUACCCACAGUCUUGCUUUCCUAGCCUGUAACACCAUUUUUCCAGGAAGCUUGCUCCUAAAAUAGGUGAUAUAAAGGUGAGAAGUAGCAGUAUGAGCAAUUGAAGGCUAAACCUUGGAAUAAUAGCAAUGGGAUAAUAUUUUUUCUAAGGGAAACACUUGUGUCAGCAUCAUUUGACCUGCCACGGACAUGAGUUUAAAAUGGCUUCCUGGCCUAUCUUUUCAUUGGCCCCUUCACUAAAACAUGAAGACUCCUUUUAUCCCUAACUUAAUGCAGCUACCAUGGGGCAUAUUAUCAGUGCCCAUUGUUGUCUUAUAAUUCAUAAUAAUUUUCAUUCUGAAUCUGAAGGGAAGAGUCUUUUAACUUAAGGAUCCCCAACAGGGCUUUCCUAUGCCUCAUAAUUUGAAAGUACCCUGAAAUUUGUCCUUUUUAAAAUUCUCUGUACUGUUUUUUGUGUGUGCUAUAACAUUCUUACAUGUGUCAUUCUAUGAUUAAAUCUCCAGGUUACUAUAAGUGAUACCUAAAUUCUAAAGAGCCACUUCUAAUUAUCUCGGUAUGACUUUAAGAAAAAUAGGGAAUAAACUUUUUAUUUGUGUGCUGUUUUGUUGGAUUUGAAGUAUUUAAAAGAGUAAGGUAGGAAGAAGUGACAAAGUCCUGAACCUUUCAAAAUGGAAAAUUAAUUUUGAACUUAAAAGUAUGUUCCUGUUACCUCUUGCUGAUACUGUCUU